CGAGUCCAAAUGUUGCCCAAUCGCUGGUGUGUUUCGUCAAGGUGUCUCGACGUGCAAGCGGCGUCUGAUUGGCUGGGAGUUUCAGGUCGUGCCGGACUCGGCAGUCGGUCCAGCUCGCUCGCAAGUCGUGUCACUCUGAAGAAAACAUGGCUGAAACAGGAGAUGCUCAUUGUGUGGCAGUGGCUGAGGACAAUUUGGAUGCCUUCAACCUGUUUUCAAAGAGGAAGAAUCCAUCAAAUGCAGAGAGUAAGCGAGCUGAGGAAACAGACUCGCUACCCAUCAGCAAGGCGUCAGCCUGCAACCCGUAUCACUACAAGAUGGACUACCCACACAUGGGACUCUGCCUGAUUAUCAACAAUAAGAACUUCGACAGCAGCACAAAGAUGAGCACUCGUAACGGGACGGACCUCGACGCUGCUUUUGCCAUGAAGACUUUUUCUGAACUUGGUUACACUCUGAAAAUGGCCACUGAUCAGACUGUAAAGCAGAUGAAGAGUCUCAUGCUAAGCGUAUCCCAAGAGGACCACAGCAAGAGUGCAUCAUUUGUGUGCGUGUUGCUGAGUCACGGCGAAGAGGGUUUGAUUUAUGGGACCGAUGGAUUUGAAAUGCUUGAAAACCUGACAAAACCUUUUAAAGGGCAUCGCUGCAGGUCUCUGGUGGGAAAGCCAAAGCUGUUCUUUAUACAGGCAUGCCGUGGCUCAGAACUGGAUGAGGGGAUCGGCAUCCAAACCGACAGUGUGGAGGAGCAAACAUCAGAGAGAAUUCCUGUGGAGGCCGACUUCUUGUAUGCCUAUUCCACAGCUCCAGGCUAUUACUCAUGGAGGAACACCCAAAAUGGUUCUUGGUUCAUGCAGGCACUGUGUGAGCUGUUGCAUCGUUUCAAAGGAGAGUUGGAACUGAUGCAGAUCAUGACUCGGGUCAACCACAAGGUGGCGAUGCACUUCGAAUCCAGCUCCAACCUUCCCGGUUUCACCGGCAAGAAGCAGAUUCCCUGCAUUGUCUCGAUGUUAACCAAAGAUCUUUACUUCCCGAAAUGAACUGAUACUGAUAUAGUGUGAACAUUACAGAGCAGUGGCAAUUUUUAAAAAAAUCAGGCUAUGAACUCGAGCACUAUCAAAAUGCUUCUGCAUUUUCAUUUUAAGCUAGGCAUUGAUCAAGUUUUACCUAUUUGUCUUUUUACAACAAUUUGUGCUUUAAAGGAAAAUUAGUGGUGUAUUCUGUUUUUUUUUCCGUCACUAUCCAGUUUGAACAUUUCACCACACAAUUUAAAGAACUUGCAUUAGGAUCCCAAUACAGUGAGUCAAGGGUUUUUAUUUUAAGGGAGGGGGUGGGGCACAAGUGGUGGUGGAUAUAAGGUCUUUAAAACGAAUCUUGUGCAAUUCCUGUAUGUACCCAUGACGACGACAUGCCGUUUUCACACAGAAAAGUGUCUGGCAACACCUUCUCUCAGUUUCCAAACCUGUGCUGUCCAAUAAAAUGUUAGAAAUGUAUUUUCUGUGCUCCAGACAAAUCGUGCAUUAAUAACUGAAAAAAAUAAAGAUGUGCAGACUGA
Messenger RNA from Phyllopteryx taeniolatus (common seadragon), 1552 nucleotides. It is a transcript of the gene casp3b, whose product is annotated as caspase 3, apoptosis-related cysteine peptidase b. The record is from RefSeq and is a predicted model, not a curated record. The transcript has 7 exons. Lineage: Eukaryota; Metazoa; Chordata; Actinopteri; Syngnathiformes; Syngnathidae. Gene Ontology annotation, cellular component: cytoplasm. Gene Ontology annotation, biological process: proteolysis; positive regulation of apoptotic process; neuron differentiation. Bases 147 to 1037 code for a protein of 296 amino acids.